UGAAAACCUUUGUCCACCCCACAUUAAUAACAAAUGUGGCAAUCAUAAUCGAACAUGCUUGCCACCCCAUAGUUGAAACCUUUUAUUCAACUCCUUUCUUCCUUAUCUAACAAAAUUAAAUAAAUUAAAAUUCUUCAUCUUAUAUACCCUGAAAUCCUUGUUGUACAUUGGCCCCCAGAAACAACAUUCCCCUGAUGGAAAAUUCUCAAACAAGAGCGUGCUAUGGCGCAAUCAUCGUUUUCCUACUGCUCAUCUCAACCACUCAGGCCAACUACCUGAGCCUGGUUAACCAGUUCUUGGCUCCUCAAAAUGCUGCUCGUGCCGCCAUUAGGGUGCGCCCAUUGGUGUGGGAUGCGAGGUUGGCGCGAUAUGCUCAGUGGUAUGCUAACCAAAGGCGCAAGGACUGUGCUUUGAGGCACUCCAAUGGACCGUACGGGGAAAAUAUCUUCUGGGGAAGCGGCAAUGGCUGGACGCCGGCUCAGGCUGCUGUGGCCUGGGUUUCAGAGAGGAAAUGGUACAAUUACUGGUCUAACUCCUGCGCCGGAGGGGAGGAAUGUGGGCAUUAUACACAGAUUGUGUGGAGCAGAACCAGAAGAGUUGGGUGUGCCAGGGUGACUUGUGAUGGAGGGAGAGGUGUUUUCAUGACUUGCAACUAUGAUCCUCCUGGGAAUUAUAUUGGAGAAAGACCUUACUGAAUUUCAUCAAUGAUUGCUUUCAUGAAAUUUUGCAAGUGGAAGUUUAUAUAUGAAGAUCAAAUGUGAGAUUAACUUUUCACAUAUAUAGAUAUAAUGUAUGGGGUUAGUGUGAUUUUAUAUG
Molecule: messenger RNA, 816 nt
Organism: Theobroma cacao (cacao)
Lineage: Eukaryota; Viridiplantae; Streptophyta; Magnoliopsida; Malvales; Malvaceae
Product: pathogenesis-related protein PR-1-like
Cellular component (GO): extracellular region
Source: RefSeq, a predicted model, not a curated record